AUGGAGUCCACAGAAGCGACGAAGCCCGAAUCCCGCGACACCAUGUUUCGGCCACCCGUGAACCGAGCGAUGCGCACGCUCGACCGAUCUUUUUUCCGAAAAACCGUGCCCCUCUCCGCCGCCCGCAUUUUCAAGCCCAGCGACAUUUCAAAUGUCCGGAAACAACUGUCUAAAUCCGAUCUGCUGGUUCUGCCGCGCGUGAACUCUGUUCGCGAGGUCACGGAGCAGGAUGGUUCGGUUCGGAAGGCCUUGUUGCUGAAGGAGAACAAGACAACAUGGUCGCCUACUAUGCAGGGACUUGUUGAGAAGGGGACUGUGGCUGUUGGGCCUUAUGAUCUUACGCUGGAAUAUGACCAUUGGACAUACGCUGAUAUUAUUGCUUCCAUCCUGCCUGAGGAUCUGAUGGAAGAGAUGCCCCAGGGUUUCACGCAGGUGGGACAUGUCCUGCACAUCAACCUCCGCGAGCGAUACCUCCCAUAUAAGCAUAUCAUUGCCGAGAUCCUGAUGGACAAGAACGCCAGCAUCCGCACCGUCAUCAACAAGAUCGAAGAUGUCGGCUCCCAGAGCGUGUUCCGCACCUUCCCCUUCGAACUCCUCGCUGGUGAAAAUGACCUGAACGUAGUCCAGCACGAGCAAGACUGUGAAUUCCACUUCGAUUACGCCCGCGUCUACUGGAACAGUCGCCUGGAGACCGAGCACCGUCGUCUCGUCGAGAAAUUCCGCCCCAGCGAGAUGGUCUGCGAUGUGAUGGCCGGCGUUGGCCCCUUCGCCGUGCCAGCAGGCAAGAAGAAGAUCUUUGUCUGGGGUAAUGACCUCAACCCGCACGGAUACGAAGUGAUGCAAGAUGCCGUCGUGCGUAAUAAAGUCCGGGACUUCGUUACCCCGUUCAACAUGGACGGCCGUGAAUUCAUCCGAACCUCAGGCCAGAAAUUGCUGGACGCCAAGCCUCUCACUGUCACCCUUCAGCAAAAGAUUCGCAGAGACAAGAAGCGCAAGAUCGAAGCUGGCGAGGAGAAGCCCCUGCCUCCCCCUCAGACCUUUACUCGGCCCAAGGUUGUCGAUCACUAUGUGAUGAACCUACCCGCUACAGCUAUCGAGUUCCUCGACGCGUUCUCCGGCCUGUAUGCUGGGAAGGAAGAGCUGUUCACUCCUGCCACGGGCCAGAAACUGCCCAUGGUUCACGUUUACUGUUUCUCGGGGCACUCUGAGAACGAGGUCGAUGAUCACAUCGAUAUUUGCGAGAGAGUCUCUGAGCGCCUGGGGUACAAGAUUACCGUUGAUGACUGCGUGGGCGGCAGUGGCGACGAGGGCAUUGAGCUCGCCAUUCACAAUGUCCGACUGGUCAGUCCUAAGAAGCAGAUGUUCUGCGCUAGCUUCCGUCUGCCGCGCGAUGUCGCAUUCCGAAAAGUAUAG
Messenger RNA from Penicillium olsonii, 1413 nucleotides. The record is from the annotation of a GenBank genome assembly. NCBI's taxonomy places the organism in Eukaryota, Fungi, Ascomycota, Eurotiomycetes, Eurotiales, Aspergillaceae.